This is a messenger RNA of Funneliformis geosporum, 197 nucleotides long. The record is from the annotation of a GenBank genome assembly. NCBI's taxonomy places the organism in Eukaryota, Fungi, Glomeromycota, Glomeromycetes, Glomerales, Glomeraceae.
AACACGUCAUGUUGAGACCCGACUCUUAUGUUGGUUCCCUUGACUCUUUAAAAGAAAAGAUGUGGGUUAUUGAUUCUGAAACGGAAAGGCUUGUUUCCAGAGAAAUUACCUACGUACCAGCAUUAUAUAAAGCAAGUCGGUUUGAUGAUGACAUAAUUGUCCUCAUAAAAAAGCGUGUAUACGGCUGGGAGUGUUGA